AUGCACAAGUGGGUGUUCGGGGCGGGGGCCCAGACCGCAGAGGACCUGGUUAAGCUGAUGGUCCUGGAAUGGUUCUAUGGAGAAUACCUACCCAACCUGAGGCUGUGGCUGAAGGCCAGGAAGGGAGAGGAAUCGCACGACGCAGGGAAGCUGACUGAUGAUCCAGGUAAGAUCAUCGGGGGGAAAGAAGCCAAGCCCCACUCCAGGCCCUACAUGGCCUUUCUGGAAAUACAAGAUGGAGAGGAGACUUUUGGCUGCUGCGGGUUCCUGGUGGCGGAGAACUUUGUGCUGACGGCCGCUCACUGCCCCGGGGCUGGGAUGGAGAUCAAUGUCAUCUUGGGAGCCCACGACAUUGGAAACAUGGAACGGACCCAGCAGAAAAUGUCAGUGAGCAAAAAGAUCCCACACCCGGAAUAUGACGAAGAAACUUUUAAUAACGACAUCAUGCUGCUGAAGGUACAUUCCCUGUGCAACGUGUCUGGAUGGGGCAUGACCAGCUUGACCGCCACAACUGACACCCUUCGGGAAGUGAACCUGUCGGUGGUGACUGAUGAUGAUUGUAAGAGUCGGUACCUUAACUAUUUCCCCAUCUCCAUGCUGUGUGUAGGGGUCCGCCGCUACCGAAGGUCAACUUACCAGGGCGAUUCUGGAGGCCCUCUUGUGUGCGGUGGAGUGGCCGAGGGCAUCGUCUCCUUUGGUGUCAAGAACAGCAUCACGCCUCCUGUUGUGUUCACUCGGAUUUCCCACUUUCUGCCCUGGAUCAAGGCCAACAUGCGGUAA
Molecule: messenger RNA, 780 nt
Organism: Pelodiscus sinensis (Chinese soft-shelled turtle)
Lineage: Eukaryota; Metazoa; Chordata; Testudines; Trionychidae
Source: RefSeq, a predicted model, not a curated record